Messenger RNA from Mycena citricolor, 279 nucleotides. Lineage: Eukaryota; Fungi; Basidiomycota; Agaricomycetes; Agaricales; Mycenaceae. The record is from the annotation of a GenBank genome assembly.
GAGCGUUUUCAGGCAUCGCUCGACCACGGUCUGAUGCAAAUUCGUCUUGUUCUUCAGGUGCUUGAUCCAGAUGCCUGUUCAUGUUCAUGUGUCUCCAACGGAUCCGCUCAAACCCGGAUGACAACAAACUCUACCUUCGUUGUGAGCAGACUUGAUCUGUCCCAGCACGAGAGUCUCGUCCGCCGAGAGAUCCUUCGUUCUGGAUGCACGCACUCAGCCGUCGCCCAGGAUGGAAGGACACAUGACCACGCACUGCUCGAGUUCACCCUUCGUGACGGC